AUGGAUUUUCGUGACAGAGCGAUUGCCCCACUUCGUGCUUGGAUCAUUAAGAAGAAAUCAACACUGGGACCCCUUGCUGGUGCUAUAGCUGUGUUUUGGAUCAUUUCACGCUUGCGAGCAUACAUAACUACUAGCAGUAACAGCACCAAGCUUCCUUCUCCAAGAUUCGCCCUUCCAUAUUUUGGUCAUAUCUUUCAUCUGGGAUAUGACGUUAUAAAGACAGUUUCUCAAUGGCAUGAGCAAUAUGGGCCGAUCAUCACUAUACAAGCUGGUGUCAAACAAGUGGUCAUCAUAGCUGAUCCCUUUAUUGCACACGAAGUAUUGGGGAUCAAAGGUAGCCAAACAGCAAACCGGCCGUACAACAAGGUGAUAACCGAGAUAUACAGCAGGAAUGGGAGAGGGAUGAGCGUUGCCGAUGUCAACACCACCUCAUGGAAAAAGUCACGGGCUAUUGCCGCAACCUUUUUUGGACCAAGCGGUGUGAAAAAGAAGCUUACGGAUAUAUGCAAUGAAACUGAAAAGCUAGUCGAUCUCCUUGCGACCGAAAAUAAUGUUGAUCCGUACCCCCAUCUUUUACGUUUUGCACUCAACUAUAUGAUGUUCAGCUGCUUUGGUAAACAGACAACAUCUAUCAACGACCCUCUUUUCAAAAGUGCAAAACAUCAAGUAAGCUAUGCUAAGGAUUUAACCAAAAUCAAGCAUAUGGCCAGUGGAUACCUUCCAGUGUUAUCGUUUAUUGAUAGUUUGCUGGGACGUGAGGAGACUAUUGAAAAGCACAUAGCAGCGCGUGACUCAUGGACGUCAGCGUUGAUGAUGGAAGCCUAUAAUGAUCGCAAAGAUUGCAUAGCAACAACAUUGAUGGACUCUGUAUAUGCUGGUGAAAUUGAUGAGAUGACAGCCAUUGUGACAGUGGUUGAUAUCAUUGCUGGUGGUAUGGAAACAACAGCUGUGACCAUGACAUGGGCAUUUGGCAUCUUGUCAGUAAAACCAGAGAUUCAGCGCAAGAUACAAAAAGAACUUGACCAUUUCAUUGAGACUCACAAGAGGAUGCCAAUGUUCUCCGAACGUGAGCAAUUCCCAUACAUGAUUGCUGUGCAGAGAGAGUGUAUGCGUUUUCGACCCACCGCAACCAUAGGGUUACCACAUGAGGCAGCUGAGGAUAUUGUAUGGCGAAACAAAAUCAUUCCCAAAGGUGCAAUGAUUGUAGCCAACAUGGUUGCAAUGCAUAUGAAUCCUGAAGUGUAUUGUGAUCCACACGUCUUUCGACCCGAACGCUUUCUCGAUAAAACAGAGACGUUUACGGCAUCAGCAAGAUCCAAAAUUGAGGACCGUGAUCAGUACAAUUUUGGUUGGGGAAGACGACUAUGUCCUGGUAUUUACGUGGCCGAGGUUCACAUGUUCAGCGUGUUCACCCAUGUGUUUGCGAGACAUACGAUUGUGCCACGUAUGGAUUACAAAGGUUCCCCUGUGCCUUUGGAUCUCGAAAGCUUCCUUCCACGACGAGAAACUACGAUGAUCGUAGCUACACCACCUUCCUACCAGGUCCGUUUUGUACCCCGUACGAAACAUCUCGUUCAGUAA
Lichtheimia ornata is the source of this 1581-nucleotide messenger RNA. RefSeq lists its product as uncharacterized. Gene Ontology annotation, molecular function: heme binding; oxidoreductase activity, acting on paired donors, with incorporation or reduction of molecular oxygen; iron ion binding. The record is from RefSeq and is a predicted model, not a curated record. Lineage: Eukaryota; Fungi; Mucoromycota; Mucoromycetes; Mucorales; Lichtheimiaceae. The transcript is spliced from 9 exons. The coding region runs from base 1 to 1581 and encodes 526 amino acids.